Messenger RNA from Microsporum canis CBS 113480, 2421 nucleotides. RefSeq names its product Vid27 family protein. NCBI's taxonomy places the organism in Eukaryota, Fungi, Ascomycota, Eurotiomycetes, Onygenales, Arthrodermataceae. The coding region runs from base 1 to 2421 and encodes 806 amino acids. The record is from RefSeq and is a predicted model, not a curated record. Gene Ontology annotation, cellular component: nucleus; cytoplasm. The transcript has 3 exons.
AUGUUUAUGCUCAGGAACGUGGGUAAACUCAUUUUCGGUGACGCUGCGAAGGAAUCUAUCAUCGAAAUCCCCCAGGGUCAGCUGUAUAUUGUUCGACCUCUCUCCCCCAAGGGCUACUCUGAACUUAUCUUCAAGGACGCUGCGGCAAGCAUACGACGGACUGGUCAAGAAUUCCAGUACCAGCUUGUAAUCCAGAGAGCUUACGAAGAAGGCGAAGAAGAACUUUCUGCGGAAGGCGACGAAAGCGGUGAAAUUGAGGGUCUAGGAGGCGACAAGGACGAAAAGAUCUUUUUGGUGGAUGAGAGCCUUCGUCUCCGAUCCGAGCUUCGAGAGGAAGGCGAGAAGGUGAUAGCCUGGAGAGACCUAAGCGGUGACGUGGGCGACCUCUACGAGUUCGUUUGCGAUCCAUCGACGCCACAGGAAAAGGUUGCAACAUUCCUUCUCGCGGCCGUGGAGUGUCAGUACGAGCGCAAAUAUCGCCGUAGCACGCAGCAAGCAACAGACGCACAGCUCCAGGAAUUUGAUUUUGAAGAAGAGAGCCCGAUUCCCAACGCAAGCCCUAUCACUACUUCACCCCAUCCAGCUUCUCCCACUUCCAAAGAAUCUGCAACGGUGAUGGCAAAAGAAGUUGUUUCACCCAAAGGAAAACAUAAUGAUGCGGCUAUUCAUUCCUCUGAGGAGACAGUUGCACCCCCGUCUGCUUCGGUUCCGAAUGCGACCGAGAUCCUUGCGAGUGAGACUGCCGAGCUUCAUCUAUUCGAUUUCAACAGUGGAACGUUCGUCCUUCAGGACCCAUUGGUCACUGCAACAGUUUCCGAAAUUGGCUCCUGGGAUUACUGGUUACAAAUUACGGGCUCUGAGCGGGAAUGGCUCGGCCAGCCCGUCGUAGCUGAUAUCAACCCGGUGUUCAACUUCGAGUAUCUCUCAUUCAUCUUUAAUCAUUAUACUGAAGAUGGAUCUGCUUAUUCUUGGCUGCUGCGAUUCAAGGACCAGAAAGUAGAGGAACGGUUCCAAGAAGGAUUGAUGCAGGCGCUGUGGGAACGUCUCAAUGAAAUCAAGUGGUCAAAAACCAAAGAAAAUGACCGUGAUUAUGUUCUAGAAGCAUUCAACGAUCUUUCGGUGGAAGAUAAAAAAGAAGAAGAUGCUAAGGAGCUGGAAGAAGAGGAAGAGGCUGAAGAAAUAGAGCGUGCGGAGGAAGAGGAAGAAGAUGACGGACAAAAGAGUGAGCAUUACGACACAGAUGAGGACGAAGACGACGUUGUCACCCGAGAAGAUGAUGGAAACGUCAACUCCCAGCUCGCUGUUGGGUACAAACAUGAUCGAUCAUUCGUCGUUAGAGGGUCUAAAAUCGGCGUCUUCAGACAUACUCCUAACAACAACCUUGAGUUUUCGACCAAUAUCUCAAAGGUUGAAACCCCUGAUGGGAAGCUGUUCAGCCCUAAGAAGGUCAUGCUCCAUGCGGAAGAUGCGAAUAUGAUUCUUCAGAAUGAGCAAAAUCCAAACUCUUUAUAUCGCAUGGAUUUAGAGUAUGGCAAGGUUGUCGACGAAUGGAAAGUCCACGAUGACAUUCCAGUCUUGUCGUUCACCCCUGAAACGAAAUUCUCCCAAAUGACAUCCGCGCAACCGUUUGUCGGUAUUUCACGGAAUGCUCUAUACCGUAUCGAUCCCCGUUUGGCUGGUAACAAGCUCGUUGAUGCAGACUUGAAGCAAUAUGUCAGCAAAAAUGAUUUUUCUGUUGCUUCGACCACAGAGAAGGGAUAUCUUGCCGUAGCUUCGAACAAGGGAGACAUUCGCAUGUUUGAUAGACUUGGAGUCAACGCUAAAACUCAUAUCCCUGCCUUGGGAGAAGCUAUAAUCGGGUUGGAUGUCUCUGCUGAUGGGCGAUGGGUCCUUGCUACCUGCCGUACAUACCUUCUCUUGAUUGAUGCACUGCAGAAGGAUGGAAAGAACGAAGGAAAGCUUGGCUUUGAGAAGUCGUUUGCCAAAGACGCAAAGCCACAGCCUCGACGACUAGGAUUGCAACCUGCCCAUGUUGCCCAAUUCCAACACGAAACCAAAGCUCCUCUUGCGUUCACACCCGCACGAUUUAACACUGGCCUAGACUCCUCAGAAACGUCAAUUGUCACCGCUACUGGACCAUUUAUUGUUACUUGGAACUUGAAAAAGAUCCUCCUUGGUCGCAAAGAUCCUUACACCAUCAAGCGGUACGCAGAAGAGGUCAAAGCAGAUAACUUCAAGUUUGGAAGUGAUAAAAAUGUUAUUGUUGCCCUGCCAAACGAGGUCAAUAUGGUUGCAAAGCAAAGCCUUCGAAAGCCAACUAGGGAGAGUAUUGCUGGACCCCCAGUCACCCCUGCUAGGUUCGGCGCUGGAAGGAAAGGUAGUCGACUUGGGAGAAACGAGAUCGUCAACAGUCCAUAUUGA